Laccaria bicolor S238N-H82 is the source of this 351-nucleotide messenger RNA. RefSeq lists its product as uncharacterized. Bases 1 to 351 code for a protein of 116 amino acids. NCBI's taxonomy places the organism in Eukaryota, Fungi, Basidiomycota, Agaricomycetes, Agaricales, Hydnangiaceae. The transcript is spliced from 5 exons. The record is from RefSeq and is a predicted model, not a curated record.
AUGGAGGAUGGGUGGGUGGUUGUGCCCACUCACCUGGGCUGGGCCCUCGUCACCCUCGUCCUCCACAUCGUCAUUGUCGCCUCCCAUCUGUGUGACGUGGCAGGGUGGUUGUUGAUGAUGUUCACUGCUUCCACCCAUGACAUUGAUCAUUUCAUAUGGAAUCUAUCAUGUCUAUGGAAUCAGAAAUUGGCUGGGUCCUUAGCCAACAUUGAUAUGGAUUCCACAUGGAAUAACCCAGGGAAGAUCCACAGAUCCAUGGAUCCUCAUAUCCUCAUAUCUCCUGACCCAGAAAUCUGUCCUGGCAAAUGGGUACUAGGAUCUUUGAGAUAUGAUAGCUGGAUAGGCCUUUGA